Messenger RNA from Etheostoma cragini (Arkansas darter), 8338 nucleotides. RefSeq names its product thrombospondin, type I, domain containing 7Ba (gene thsd7ba). Bases 613 to 5412 code for a protein of 1599 amino acids. Lineage: Eukaryota; Metazoa; Chordata; Actinopteri; Perciformes; Percidae. Gene Ontology annotation, biological process: actin cytoskeleton organization. Gene Ontology annotation, cellular component: plasma membrane. The transcript is spliced from 28 exons. The record is from RefSeq and is a predicted model, not a curated record.
UUCAGUGUAAGGCAGCGCUGUGUGAGAGCACCACUGUCACUGCUCUCUCCUCUCUGUCUGUGUUUCUCUCUUAUUGUCCACAGACACUUUCUCGCCUUCUCUCUGAUUUCUCUCUUUCUUUCUCUGCGCUCGUGGUCCCUCUCCUCCCCCCUCCUCUCUCUCUUUGCGUUCUUCCCCUCUUUCUCUUUCUCUCUGACUCUGUCCCAUAGGCAGAAAUAGGAUCUGUUACACACAGCGGCAGCCACAUCAAGAGCCCAGACCCUGUAGCCCGGGCUGACUCUUGCGCCAACCCUGGUGGGAACAUCAGUGGGUGGGUACUUGACAGAGCCAGCGCCAGCAAGAUAAAAUCACUCAGUGCUGCUGGAGGUGUGACACAAUCCCAGCCCUCUGCACACUGAUUCACACAGGAUUAAGCUACUGCGUGAUGCUUCAGGCGGAAGGCCUGGCAUAGCUGAAUUACCGUCCCUGUCAGACUUAACGUCUUUGGAGGCAUCCUCUGCCUUGCUCCUGUCUUCUGUGGAAGGACUAGUAAGAAUUAUCUGUCGCAGCAGCAACCAGAUCACCCAAAGGGAUGACUGGCAGUCAUCUGUCCCAGGAGUAAGAGAGGAAGCAAUGGGCUGGACUAUGUUUUUAAAAGAUGACUUUGGGGUCAUUGCCUGGACACGGCGAGCUGGGAACUACCUCUGCCUCUUCCUCCUCUUGUCCCUCUUUUCUGUUUCAGUCCAAUCAGACAUUGUGUUUCCUAAGAACCAUCAUUUCUCAUGGAAAGCAGGCCAGUGGGGUCAAUGUAUCGGGGAGGAGUGUGGUUCUGGCGGGGUUCAGACUAGGACAAUAUGGUGUGUCCACAUGGAGGGCUGGACUACACACCAUUCCCACUGCCACCACAUGGACAAGCCAGAAAGCCAGCGUCACUGCUUUAAGGUCUGCGACUGGCACCAGAACCUCUUUGAGUGGGAAGUGUCAGACUGGGGGGGCUGUGUUCUUGUCCCUUUCUUUUCCAACGAGCUCAAGCUUAGGACGACUGAGUGCAUUACAGCACAGCAUGGCAUCCAGAGGCGCAAAGUAAAUUGUGUCCGCACUUCAAACCAUACUAUAGUCACCUUGAGAAUAUGUGAGUUCUUUUCCCAGAAACCACCUGUGGAGCAGGCAUGCCUCAUUCCCUGUCCCCAGGACUGUGUAGUUUCAGACUUCAAUUCCUGGUCCAUUUGCAGCAAAACCUGCGGCGCUGGCCUGCAGCAUCGGACUCGACAUGUCCUGGCUACACCAAUGUAUGGAGGCAUAAGUUGCCCCAACUUAACUGAGACCAGGACUUGUUCCAGCUCUGUUGACUGCCCUGCUGGGGAGGUCGAGUACCAGUACAGCCUUAAAGUAGGGGCCUGGAGCGAAUGCCGACUACCCCAUCACAAGGAUGUCCUUCUAAGUGGGAGGACCACAGUGGACUUUGGUGCCAGCUCCAAUGAGAACAACACAGUAACACUGCAAACACAGGCUUCUCACCACCACGGCCAUCACCACCACCCUCAUGCACACAAGUACCCCAUGUCAUGGGAACUGGAGGUGGGAUACAAGACACGACAAGUCCGCUGCACACGGAGUGACGGCAGGAAUGCUAUGCUGAGUCUCUGUACCAAGGACAACUCCCCUCUCACCUUCCAGGUGUGUGUGAUGCCCAAGGACUGUCAGACAUCUGAUUGGUCCUCAUGGAGUCCCUGCUCUAAGACCUGCCGUUCCCCCGACCUGUCCCCUGGUUACAGACUCCGGUCACGGAUCAUGACGCAGAUCCCUGUUGGAGGAGGGAAACAAUGUCCUGCCCUUGAGGAAAAAGAAGCUUGCCACAUCAUAGGAGGUUUACUUCCAAACUGCCCCAGCUAUGUGUGGAGGACUACUGACUGGGGCGAAUGUCGCAUCCUCCCCUUACUGAGCCAGCAGGACCGGCGGCUGGCUAACAUCAGUAUUCUGUGUGGAAGGGGGAUCCAGACCAGAAAGACCUACUGUGUUCAAGUCCCUGAUGACUCAGCACAACAUCACAGGAAGGAGGUGUCCAGGCCUGUGAAUGCCAGGCUGUGCGCUGGUGAAGAGCCCCCCUUGGCCGUCCAGCACUGCUCCAUCCCUUGCCAGCACCACUGCCUGCUCUCGCAGUGGUCACCCUGGGGUCCCUGCCUACAUGACAACUGCAAAGAACCACAGGGGAAGAAAGGUUUCAGAAAGAGGAGGAGAGAGGUACUGUGGCAGUCCAGCAGUCCUCCGGAGACCUGCCCUCAUCUAGUGGAGUUCAUCCCCUGUGAGGAUCCUGCCUGCUACCUGUGGCAGGUCCAACAGGAAGAGAGAUGCAUUCCCACUAAAAGCUCCUGUGGUCCUGGAACUGCAGCCCAGAAUGUGACCUGUGUCAGCGCUGAAGGGUCUUACCCUGUGCCGAUUGCCCACUGUGUAGACGACCCUCCCCUCACGGAAGUGGCCUGCGAGGUGGCCUGUCCUUCAGACUGUGUGGUUGGCUCCUGGUCUCCCUGGUCACCCUGCUCACACAGCUGUACCACCAAGACUGCUGAGGGUCAACAGAGCCGCACACGCACUGUGUUGGCCAUCCCAGGGAAAGAAGGGAAGGAGUGUCCGGGGGCUCCAGCCUUGGAGGAGUGGAGAGUCUGCAAUGACCACCCUUGCAUGGUAUUCUACUGGGAGGCCUCAGCCUGGGGUACCUGUAUUGAGGAUGCCUUCAUGGAGCUCAAUGGAAGCAGCUCCUUGAAUGGGACUCCUACCUGUGCCAUGGGUGUUCAGAUCCGCAAAGUCAGCUGCAUGAAGAUGAAUGUUGGACCUGUCAUAAGUAAAAGGUGUUCAGAUUCUGCUCGUCCGGAAUCGGUCCGACCCUGUUUGCUUCCCUGCGAAAAAGACUGCAUUGUGACACCCUUCAGUGAAUGGACAGCCUGUCCAUCAACCUGUAUGCCAGAAAAUGUGACUGCCGCCACGCAGUCUCGAUACAGAACCAUCAUUCAGAGGUCAGCCAAUGGAGGUCAAGAGUGCCCUGACACACUGUAUGAAGAGAGAGACUGUGAAUCACGUCCUGUAUGUCCAGUGUAUAGUUGGAGGACACACAAGUGGCACAGCUGUAGCUUGGUUCCAGAUUCUGUACGACGUGGAUUAUCGGGACCAGGAGAGGCAUGUGGAAAUGGUUUAGAAACGAGAGGAGUCAGUUGUGUUGGGGAGAUGGGUGAGUCGGCCAACAUGACUGAGUGCCUGCGAUGGGCCGGCCCCUUGCCCCCUCAGAUCAGAGAGUGCCGGGUGGCUUGUAAGGAUGACUGCACUCUUACUUCUUGGUCCAAGUUCUCUGAAUGCGCUGGAUGUGGCAGCUCCCGCAGUCGUAAGCGCUCGCUAACAGGUCGCAGUAAAAAGAAGGAGCAUUGCCUGGAUGAGGUGUUACACCCCCUAGAGGAGACAGAGACUUGUCCCUGUAAUGAGUUUCAGUCCCAGCCUUUUGGGAACUGGUCUGCAUGCAUCCUCCCUGAUCCUUUGUCUCCAGGGUCCCUGCAGGGCUGGAUGAGCCACCGGGAGGUGAAGGAGUGUGGCCAAGGUCUGCGCUACAGAGCUGUGGCCUGCAUAGAUCAGCAGGGACACCUGGUCAAUCCCACACCUUGUUCAGACUCAGGCUACAUGGUGGAGGUUUGCCAUGUCCCUUGCCCCCUAGACUGUAAGCUCAGUGACUGGUCAGCCUGGUCAGCCUGCAGUGCAUCCUGUGGCAGCGGGUUGAAGAUCAGAUCCAAGUGGCUCAGGGAGAAAGCUUUCAACGGGGGUCGCCCAUGCCCCAAGCUGGAUUUGAAAAAUCAGGUAAGUUGUACACCAGUGCUUCUACUGUGUGUGAAGCAGGAAACAGCGAGUGGGGAGAACAGUACUUUGGAAGACAGUCUGUGUGAUCCAGAGGAAAUGCCCCCCAGAGCCCAGGUCUGCUUUCUGGCCUGCCCCAAUGACUGUGUUGUGGCACCCUGGGGACCUUGGAGCAACUGCCCUCUGCAUUGUGACCAAGGAACAGCGAGGAACAGAAGCAGACACAUCCUCCGCCUCCCAGCCUCAGAGAACUCGGGCUGCCCAGAGCUAGUCCAGUCAGAGCCCUGCGUCCUCAACAGCACCUGCUUCUCCUACCAGUACACAGUGUCAGACUGGAGUACAUGCCAGCUGAGUGAAAAUGCCAUCUGUGGUCACGGUUCACGGCUGCGUCUCGUGGACUGUAUUCGCAGCGAUGGCAAGAUUGUGGAGUUGCAGAAGUGCGAGCAGUUUGGGCUGAUCAACACGUGCAGGCUGUCAGAGAGCUGCGUGGUGGACUGUCCUGUCAGCUGUAUGCUCUCUGAAUGGUCGCCGUGGGCGGAAUGUUCGCAUACCUGUGGUAACCAAGGUCAGUCUCUGCGCACCCGGAGAAUCCUGCAGGAGGCUAAUGAUGAAGGUCGGCCCUGUCCCAACCAGCUCACCCAGAGCAAGCCAUGUCCCAUAAGGCCUUGCUAUACGUGGAUGCUGAGUGACUGGUCCACAUGCACUGUCGAGGGUGCAGAGUGUGGUGAGGGGCUUCGGAGAAGGAGCCUAUCAUGUGCCGUCAGUAGUUACAACCGGACUGAGUCUCCUCCGCAGCCAGUGGACGAGGAACUUUGUGGAGACAAACUGAGGCAGUAUAUCCAACAGGAGAUGGAGCAGCCCUGCUUCGUUCCCUGCCCAGGAGACUGCCAUUUGACUGUGUGGUCGUCUUGGAGCUCUUGCCAGCUGACCUGCCUGGAGGGGCGGAGUUUUGAAACCACCGGUCGCCAAGCUCGCUCUCGAGCUGUGAUCAUUCAAGUCAUGGAGAACCAGGGCAGCUGCCCACAUCAAGUCUUUGAGACCCAGCCCUGUAAAGGGGGGAAAUGCCACAGUUACCAGUGGAGGACUGGGGGAUGGAGCAACAAUGAGAGAGCAGUGUGGUGUCAGCGCUCAGAUGGGGUCAAUGUCACAGGGGGGUGUUUCCCACAGAAAAGGCCGACCACGGUCAGACACUGCCAUCCCGCGUGCACUAAACCCUUCUCUCACUGCACACCGAGCGGAGUGUGUGGGUGUGAGAAGGGUUACACUGAGGUGAUGACCACACAUGGCUUUUUGGACUACUGCACCAGGACCCCGGGGGUGGAUACCAACAAGAAAGCUGAUGUGAAAACCAACUCUGGAAGAUUAAAGCCCGGGCCGUCUCAGGCCCAGGACCUCUUCCGCGAGUGGACGUUACGACCUGUUGGCCCAGAUGGAAGAGUAAAGCUAUGGGUUUACGCUGUGACUGCUGUUGGAUUCAUCUUAAUACUCUUCAUUAUUGCAUUAUCGUUCCUGGUCUGCAAGCCAUCCAAAACCACUAAGACGUCUCCACCACCGCAGAAGCCCUUGACCCUGGCCUACGAUGGCGACGUGGACAUGUAACCAGGCUGCUUUACCUCGAAAGGACGCGCUCGGCCUCGGACUCCUGACUGCGUUCAGAUUGUUAGCAAGCACGUCCAUCACUUAACACUGAUUGUUGGCCAGUUUAAGCCUGGGUGACCAUAUGCUGUAAUGCCAAUUGUAUUGCAGAAAUGCAGCGGACAUACGGUGACGAUUACACCUGAUUUGCUGCUGAAGGGCAAUGUAGCCCAUAAUUAUGGCAUCAGUCAACUUUCCUCCCCUAGGAAGAGGACUAAAAGCCGAAUAUGGUGGAAAUGAGAUAAAAUGUCUCUAGACAUAAAUGGAAAUAAAUGGACCUCUAGUUUCUUUUUUUAACUGCUUGCAAUGUGAACGCAGAGUUGAAGCACUGUUUGCAACCCACAAGUCAAGAGGACUACUUAAAGGCAAAGACUACGUGGAUUUCUGAGUUUUAUUGUGUUAAGAAUCAGAGGGACCACCUGAUUAUUUGUCUCGUAUUUGUGUGGUGAGGGAGCCAAAACAUCUCGAGUUCUUGAUCUCAUUCAAAAACGGAACAACAAAACAUUUGGCAUUUGACUUUGUCUCAUCAGUGCUGGAUCUUUGUAAAAAGAAAAUGUCACACGCCUUUCGGCUCAACAGCCUUUUUUUGAAUUUCUGAGAAUAAACAAGAUGCUCUAUGCACUACAUUAGUGCUGAUUCGCUUUUGUUUAUUUUUUCCUUUCAAAUGACUUUUCUAGUGUUUUAAUUGUAAUGCAAGUUGUUGCUGUCAGAUUGUGUUUUGUUGAUGAUGCCAUACGUUGUGUACAUGUGGAAACCAAAAGCAGGCUUGCCUUGAAUUUCACAAAACAAUGAUGCAGUAUUUUUUCUCCUCCCUGAUUCUCAUAAGACUUCUCAAAAUCGUGGAUUUUUUUGGUUCCUGACACAUGGCAGACUGUGUUGUUGGUCAACAUGGUCAAGACUUAACAGCAAACAACACACACAGACCUUUAAAUGCUAAUUAUCAAAUGUCAGCAUGAUGAUCAUACCUCACACAAUCUUUUUCAUCAAAUCAUGCAAACAAGAAAGCACUGAUCACCAAAACAAAUAAAAGAAUGGAGAUGGUGAAUUAUCAACUGGAUCACGCACAGUGUAUUUUUAGAGCAAAGAGGCUUUACUUCUUUUCACAAGGAUGUCAUACGUUUCUUACACCAUUUAUUUGACUGUAUUACAUCCACUUACAAAGUCAUUUGACAAAGCAAGACAGCAUUGUGUUCUUUGUUUCCUCUUUUAUUUCAGUUUUUGGACCAUUAAAGACAGGGCUCAAAACAUGACAGCAAACACCAAAUAUUUAAUUAAGUUAUAUUUCUCAUUUCUAUUUCUCUAGCUCAUGCACAAAAGUAAUGACUUUUUUGGUAACCCUUUCUAGGAAGACCACAUCUCUAGUGUGUCAUGGGGGCAUUCAUAGUAACUAAUAAUACAGUAAAGAUUUAAAUUAGAAUCUAUGCUGCAUCAUAAAUUGUUAUGUAAGUCGCCAAAAUGCAGAGAAUCACAAAUAACACCUGUCUGCUUUAAGGAUGGAAUGUUUUGUUGUCAAACCUACAUGACAUAUUGAAAGUAAGAAAAAGACGAAAUGCAUUUUGUCAAGUUUUAAUUUCACUAUGGAUGGAAAUAGUGAGUUGGCGUGUCACAAACAAGCAACAGUAACUGACAAAAUGUAUUUUGUCUUUUUUUUUUUUUUUUACUUUGAAUAUAGCAUAAUGGUUUUAUAAUUUAAUGUUGCAUUCCUAACACAGACAAACUUUACUUGAAAUUCCCUCCCACGGUUUAGUAACAUUUUUGGCGUCUUACAUAAUAACCACUGCAUGUAAAUGCAUUACCCUUUACCAACAACAAUAAAAUGCUUUGAUGAAGCAGGCGUUUUUAUGAAUUCAUCAAUAUGAGCUUUACUUUACACAUACAAAGAUAACUUAUGACACUGCAUGGACUAUUGUAGCACACUAUUAGUCCUUGCAUUUGAUAGUUGGUGUGCAUAGGUGAUAAUAGUUAGUCAUAAUGUAUUUUAAGCCCCAUCAGUCUAGGUCAUUAAUAAGACACAUUAUAAAUCACAUCUAUAGUCUUUCACGACUGCUGACAUAGUGCAGAAGAAAGCAUUAUGUGUAGUAAUGAAGCAUGUGAAAAGCUUUAUAGUUCCUUAUGAAUGCCCUCAUAGAAAGUGCCACUGACCUUUCUUUAAUUCAGCCCUGGAAUUGGUUCAGAUUUCCAUUUACAGUAUAAGGCAUCCACAAUCUUAGUAAAGCAUCAUAGUGGACCAUAAACGCUUACAUUUAGUAUCAUUUAGUGACGAAUCCUUCAGUGCAUUGUUCAUACGACCCAGUGGAGAAUUAAGUUCCUUAAACUUGUUGGCUUUGGCCCUGACCAGAGUUUACGCUGCUUCUCUUUCUGCCUCUACAAACUGAAGACACACAAGACUCGGUCUUGUGUUAUCUGACCUCCAUCUGAAUGUAUUUUACCGGUAACUCUAUAAUCGUAGUGGUUGUACAAAUACAGUUGUUACAUGCUGUAACAAUUGUAUUUUCACAGCUGAUUGUAUGUAAGCAUGCUUGAUCUAUUUUGACAGAAAGUGCUCCGAGUGGCCUUGCAAAGAUUCUGUUUUACAAGUUGCCAAACUUUUUAGAGUUGUUUCUUUCAGGCAGUGUUUCUACACUGGACGAUUGGUGAAUGUUAGGUCAAUGUAAAAUCCAAUUUUGAGAUAUUGAUAAUCUCUAGAUAACAGAAUCAACUAAAUUAUCUGGGCACACUUCCAUUAUAAAACAAAGAACAGUCAACUUCUGACAUAUUGGGUUUUAUCCAAGUACAUUUAAAAGUAUGUUCACUCAUUGUUUGCAGUGACAUGCAAUUUGUUUUACUAUUGUGUGUACAUGGAGAGCUGGACAAAAAUGCAAAUAAAUUGUGGAACCAUGUGGAAAAUAAA